Molecule: messenger RNA, 2262 nt
Organism: Tetrapisispora phaffii CBS 4417
Lineage: Eukaryota; Fungi; Ascomycota; Saccharomycetes; Saccharomycetales; Saccharomycetaceae
Gene: DPB11
Product: protein kinase activating protein DPB11
Exons: 1
Coding region: 1-2262 (753 amino acids)
Biological process (GO): DNA replication initiation; mitotic G2 DNA damage checkpoint signaling; mitotic DNA replication checkpoint signaling
Source: RefSeq, a predicted model, not a curated record
AUGAAACCAUUUCACGGCAUUACAUUUUGCCCAACCGCAAUACAGGCUGAAGAAGCAUCCAGGUUAAUAUCUAAACAAAUUAUUAAAUUAGGUGGUAAUUUCUCUAAAGAUUUAACAAAAUAUGUCAAUGUAUUAGUUAUUGGACAAAGUAAAAAUACAGAAAAGUAUAAAUUUGCUGUUAAAUAUAGGGCGGAUAUAAUAUUUAUAAAUGUAGCUACUCUGAAUCAAAUUUAUCAACUGUGGUUAUCUGGUGAUGAUGUGACUUUAGAAAAUCAUUCAAAUUUUGAACAUUUAAAAGGUGAUGGACGACUGAAGGCUAGAAUGAUGGCAGUAUUGCAGGCUAAAUAUUCAAUACCACCUUUGGAAAACUUUAGAGUUUUUAUUGGAAGAAUUUCUCAGAAAUUAAAGUUUCCUGAUGAUAAACCAGCAACGGCAGAACUUCCCAAAAUUUUGGAUUUAGAAAAAGUUUGUACCAAGUUAGGAGUUGCUUCUUGUAAUUCUAACAACUUCAUUAAAGAUUGUAGAUCCACUACAUCAUCUCCUGCUGUAUUUAUUACAGAUAACCCACAAGGUGCUAGAGUCGAUGCUGCAAGAUCACAAGGAUUAGCAAUCAUACACUAUAAAUGGCUUUUAGAUUGCCUUAAAAGAAAUGCUAUGCUUCAAUUUGACCCAUACUAUUUGUUAGAUAAUGUAUUGAAUUCAUUGUACGAUGAUAUAGGUUCAAAUGCAUGUGAAUGUUGGGAUAAGAUAGGAGACUAUAAUUUGAUGAAAACACGUAAUAAAGACGUAGACAAUAUAAAUAAAGACAGUGAUACCGGGGAUAGCACUAUUAUUACAUCUACAAUGUUAAAUAAAUUUAAAACAGAAGGUAACAAGCUUUGGAAUAAGGUGAUAAGUAAUAAUUUAUCACAAGGUACUAAUAUGGAAAAAAAUAAACCAAUUAUUCAUAAUGGUAUUGAUCAAAAAAUUGCAUUGCGAGCAGAUACUGGAAGAUGUUUUGAUAAAUAUAAAUUUCAUAUACAUAAUAGUUUUUCUGAGAAACAUCAGAGGAUCCUCGAAAAAGUCAUUCAACAGAAUGAUGGUACAAUAAUCGAGGAUAUGCCAGACUCUAAUAUCGAUGAGACUGUUUUCAUUAUUAUACCAUGUGAUAGAUCGAUAGAAGAACUAGGGGUUUCUUCAAAUUCUAAUUUAGUAACUGAAUUUUUCGUAGAAAGGUGUUUACACUACAAGAAGUUAUUAUUACCGUUAGAUUCAUGGUCCAAACCAUUUUUAUUGACAAAAGAAUUUGAGAUUAAACCUAACAAAAAGUUAUUACAUAGUGAAAAUUUGCAUUUGAAUGUAUCCAUUACUGGGUUUCACGGUGUAGAAUUAUUGCAUCUAACUAAAAUUUUUGAUAUUUUGAAACCUAUGGGAAUCAAUUACAUGAAAUAUUUAAACAGGACUACAGAUUUGUUAAUUAUUAAUUUAUCGUCGCUACCAAGCAUUCCAGAAGAUCAUGUAUUAUGGAAGAAUGAAUAUAGUGAUUUAUUUAUAGAAGAUCACAAAACUAACCAAGAAAAAAAUAACAAGCAAGUUUUUAGAAAUUCUAUGAAAAAGAAAAUUGAAUUUAUUAAAGAGGAACAUUCAAUACCUGUAGUUACGCCUGUUUUCCUAUUAGAGAUGUUUCAUAAGGCAAAUGAAGUAAGUGACGCCGAAAUUGGCCAGUUGAUUCAUUUGAAUAAUAUGAAUUGGUGUAUAAUGUGUCCUAGAGGUAAAAAAGAUGACUUUUCAUGUACGAUUAAACAAAAGUCAAAAUUAAAUACAGUUGAUUCUGUUUCUGAUUUAUUUCAAGUUAAAAAUGAUUUUACCUAUCCUUCCAUUAAAAGUUCCAAGGAUGAAUUUUUAAAUAAGCUAAAAGCCUACUCACCUAAUAAACCAUCAGAUGUAAAAAUUAAUAGUCAUUUUUUAAAACAAGAUCCUUUACCAUCUAAAGUUAGUUUGGAGAUGGAUAGUACACCAUCUAUUAAAAGACAGAAACUGAGUCCUUCAAAAAGUAUCGAACCUGUAAAAAGAUUAGCAAGCUGGGGAAAACUAAUGUCUGAUAAAGAUCCGGUUGAAAACAAUCAAUUAAACCAUAUAAAAAUAUCAUCGAAAGAUGAAAAGGAUGAUGAUUCAAAUUCUGCAUUCAGUUAUGGACACACUCAGGUUACAUACGGUGUUUCAGAGACAUCAAAUAAGAACGUAAAAAAAUUAACUAGAAAACACAUGAAAAAUAUAGAUUAA